AUGGGUAAUUGCUUGAAUUCUUCUUCAGCUCAAGUAGAUACCACUCUCAGCUCCCAUGCUUCGGGAACCUCAAAAAAUGUGAGUAAAAGUUCGUACUCUGGUCCUUCAAGCCUGACCAUUUCAUCUUACAGUGAGAUGAGCAGUGCCUCAAGUCUUCAAACCCCAAGAUCCGAAGGUGAAAUUCUAUUAUCACCAAGUGUAAAACCCUUCUCAUUCAUCGAAUUAAAGAACGCCACUAGAAACUUCCGCCCAGACAGUGUUCUUGGUGAAGGAGGAUUCGGUUGUGUUUUCAAAGGCUGGAUCGAUGAAUUCACACUUACUGCUUCAAAACCCGGAUCUGGAAUGAUCAUUGCUGUCAAAAAGCUUAAACCAGAGGGUUUUCAAGGACAUAAGGAGUGGCUUACAGAAGUGAAGUAUCUAGGGCAAUUACGUCAUCCAAAUUUGGUUAAACUUGUUGGGUAUUGCUCAGAGGGCGAUAGUAGGCUCUUGGUUUAUGAAUUCAUGCCUAAAGGAAGCUUGGAGAAUCAUCUUUUUAGACGAGGCCCUCAACCACUUCCAUGGGCAACAAGGCUCAAAGUGGCAAUAGGGGCUGCAAGAGGCCUUGCUUUUCUUCAUGAUGCUGAAGAACAAGUUAUAUAUCGUGAUUUCAAGGCUUCUAAUAUCCUACUUGAUGCGGAAUUCAAUGCAAAACUAUCCGAUUUUGGUUUGGCUAAAGCAGGUCCAACUGGUGAUAAGACUCAUGUUUCAACCCAAGUCAUGGGCACUCAAGGGUAUGCAGCACCAGAAUACAUCGCCACAGGAAGAUUAACGGCAAAAAGUGAUGUAUACAGCUUUGGGGUUGUUUUAUUAGAACUAUUAUCUGGAAGACGUGCUCUUGAUAAACAAAAGACUGGUAUAGAACAAGAUCUUGUUGAAUGGGCAAAACCAUAUUUAGGGGACAAAAGAAAGUUAUUUAGGAUUAUGGACACUAAAUUGGAAGGACAAUACCCUCAAAAAGCUGCUUACACUGCUGCAACUCUUGCUUCACAAUGCCUUAACUUAGAGCCUAAAACAAGACCUCGAAUGUCUCAAGUUUUGAGUAGUUUAGAAGAGCUACAAGCCUCAAAAGGUGCUUCAAAAGAUCAUCAUAAAGUUGUGUCUAGUCCGGUUGGGAAAUCACCAAUGAGACAAGUGCCACAUCAUCGCCAAAGUCCACGUAAUUUGACACCCUUGGCAUCUCCACUGCCACAUCAUCGCCAAAGUUUACAAGUAAGAUGAUGUGAAAAGACUAAAUCUUUGUUGUUUGUAUGUAUUGUGUAUAGUAUGUAUUUCUUGAGGUGUUCUUUCUUUCUGUUUUUGUUUUGAUUAAGUGAUGUGUGGAUAAAUGGUGUUUAUGCAUUAAGUAAAAUAGAAACAUCUGUAUAUAGUUUACCAGAUUAAGUAUUGUAUCCAUUAUGUGGAUUAAGCAAAAAAGAAACAGUACGUCUAAUUUUCAUAAGAG
Molecule: messenger RNA, 1480 nt
Organism: Lactuca virosa
Lineage: Eukaryota; Viridiplantae; Streptophyta; Magnoliopsida; Asterales; Asteraceae
Source: the annotation of a GenBank genome assembly